Vollenhovia emeryi is the source of this 1525-nucleotide messenger RNA. RefSeq names its product probable cytosolic iron-sulfur protein assembly protein Ciao1 (gene Ciao1). Gene Ontology annotation, molecular function: protein binding. Bases 472 to 1506 code for a protein of 344 amino acids. Lineage: Eukaryota; Metazoa; Arthropoda; Insecta; Hymenoptera; Formicidae. The record is from RefSeq and is a predicted model, not a curated record. Gene Ontology annotation, biological process: iron-sulfur cluster assembly. The transcript is spliced from 5 exons. Gene Ontology annotation, cellular component: mitochondrion; cytosolic [4Fe-4S] assembly targeting complex; cytoplasm.
CUCAACGUGGUGCGACAACGAGAAAAAUAUAUACUUUCUCACUCUGAUUUGUUGCACUGGCUGACCCAGUGUAGGCUUGUAUUCGGCGAGGGACUGCGACAUAAGUGCGCGGGCUGGCGCGCGAGGGUAUCCUAGCGCCCUCUGUGAUCAACCUCGGCAACCGUCGCGUCAAAGCGCACGUUUACCGACAGCCGAUCGCGCGAUCGACGCGGACAGCGCGACGAGACCGGAGACUGUCGGAGGUUUCUCGCUCGUUAUCGUCUUCAGAAAUACUCCACGCGUUGUCAACCGGUAUAUCCAUGCGUGCGGGAGUCAACCGCUGACGUUCUCUCCCCAGGAAACGCAAAACGUUAGGCGAGUUAUCGUACACUGUAAGAUUGCGAAAAGUCGGUAGGAAAAGCGAUCGAAGCGAAAAUGAUACGCCGCGCCAUUUAGUUCCAACGUGACCUAAGCUGUCCUCUUUCACGUAGUAUGUUUAUCGUAGCUAUGGGUACGUUGGAACUAAAGCAAAGCCUGACCGGGCAUAGGGGCAGAGUGUGGAGUGUCGGUUGGCAUCCCAAGGGUACGAAUCUAGCGUCUUGCGGCGAGGACAAGACGAUUAUAAUAUGGGGAUUGGAGGGAGCCAAGUGGGUGACGAAAAUGAUCCUCACCGAGGGGCACUCGAGGACUAUUAGAGAGCUCGCUUGGUCCCCCUGCGGUAGCUACAUCGCGUCGGCGAGCUUCGACGCCACCACCGCGGUGUGGGACAAAAAGUCGGGGCAGUUUGAAUGCAACGCGACGUUAGAGGGGCACGAGAACGAGGUGAAGAGCGUCAGCUGGUCCACCUCCGGCGAGUUGCUCGCCACGUGCAGCCGAGACAAGUCCGUGUGGGUGUGGGAAGUGAACAACAAGCUCGCGUCGGACGACGAGUACGAGUGCGCAGCCGUUAUUAACGCGCAUACCCAAGAUGUAAAGAAGGUGAGAUGGCAUCCGCGCGAAGAGAUCCUGGCCUCCGCCAGUUACGACAACACUGUCAAGAUAUUUAAGGAGGACGCGGCCGACAGCGACUGGUCGUGCGUCGCAUCCAUGUCGUCUCACGCGUCCACGGUAUGGAGUCUCUCGUGGGACAAGACUGGUGACCGAAUAGCGACCUGCAGCGACGACAAAACGGUGAAGAUCUGGCGGGAGUACAAGCCGGGAAACGACAUGGGCGUCGCUACGCCGAACAACGAGUCCGUCUGGAAGUGUGUCUGCACGUUGUCGGGAUACCACACGAGAACUAUUUACGACAUCGACUGGUGCAAGACUACAGGCUUGCUGGUGACCGCGUGCGGCGACGAUAUCAUUAGGAUAUUUAAGGAGGACAGCGACUGCGAUCCGCAUCAAGCGAGUUUCACGAUGGUCUGCUCGGUAGACAGCGCGCACGCCCAAGAUGUUAACUGCGUCCAGUGGAAUCCCACGAUUCCUGGGCAACUCGCGUCCGCGAGUGACGAUAGUACAGUUAAAAUAUGGUUUUAUAACGAAUAAAAUGUAUAUCUGUAAGAUA